CACAGAGAUAGCAUGUGGGCGGAUUGGUUAUAAGCACAAUUACACAGCGUAAACCUGACUUGGGAUACUCAAGAAGGCAACAAAACCCCUGGGGUGUUGUAAAUACAGCCCGGUUUGUCGUUCACUGACAGAGAUCAAAAGGGUAUGUCACCAAAGAGCUCUUCGUACCAGAUGAAAAAGGACUGACACGCUCCAUCCGAACGCCUGAGAUCUUCCUUGGUGGAACCAAGGACAGCAGAGGACAGGGCGCCUUUGUUCCGUACCCAUUUUUCCUGUGUGUGUGGUCCCACGAGCGUUCAAAACUGUUUCUCCAAAGGUUUUUACAGAAACUCAGACUGUUUUCCAAAGCAGAAGCACAGCCGUCCCAGGCGGAAGUGAUGGGAAGCGUGCGAGCGAACCGCUACAGCAUUGUGUCGUCCGAGGAAGACGGGAUGAAGCUGGCCACCAUGGCGGUGCCCAAUGGCUACGGCAACAGCAAGGGCAAAGUGCACACCAGGCACCAGAGCCACAGCCGCUUCGUCAAGAAGGAUGGCCACUGCAAUGUUCAGUUUGUUAACGUGAGUGAGAAGAAACAGCGCUAUCUGGCCGACAUCUUCACCACCUGCGUGGAUAUUCGCUGGCGCUGGAUGCUUGUUAUCUUCUGCCUUGGCUUCGUGCUCUCCUGGCUCUUCUUUGGCUGCGUCUUCUGGCUGGUGGCUCUUCUCCAUGGUGACCUGGAUGCCGGGGCCCCAAAGCCCUGUGUCUCGCAGGUCAGCAGCUUCACAGCGGCUUUCCUCUUCUCCAUAGAGACGCAGACCACCAUUGGGUACGGCUUCCGCUACGUGACAGAUGAGUGCCCCAUCGCCGUCUUCAUGGUGGUGUUCCAGAGCAUCGUGGGUUGCAUCAUCGAUGCCUUCAUCAUCGGGGCUGUAAUGGCCAAGAUGGCCAAGCCCAAGAAGAGGAACGAGACACUGAUCUUCAGCCACAAUGCAACGGUGGCCAUGCGAGACAACAAGCUCUGUCUGAUGUGGCGCGUGGGCAACCUACGUAAGAGCCACCUGGUGGAGGCCCAUGUGCGGGCGCAGCUCCUCAAGUCCCGGACCACAGCUGAGGGGGAGUACAUCCCUCUUGACCAGAUUGACAUUGAUGUGGGCUUCGACAGCGGCAUUGACCGCAUCUUUCUGGUGUCGCCAAUCACCAUCGUUCACGAGAUCAAUGAGGAUAGCCCCUUCUAUGACAUGAGCAAGCAGGAACUGGAGGCCUCGGAGUUUGAGAUUGUGGUCAUCUUGGAAGGCAUGGUGGAAGCCACUGCCAUGACCACCCAGUGUCGCAGCUCCUACCUGGCCAGUGAGAUCCUCUGGGGUCACCGCUUUGACCCAGUGCUCUUCGAGGAAAAGAACUACUACAAAGUGGACUACUCACGCUUUCACAAAACCUAUGAGGUGCCUAGCACGCCCCUAUGCAGUGCCAGGGACCUCGCGGAGAAGAAGUACAUCCUGUCCCACGCCAACUCCUUCUGUUAUGAGAAUGAGGUGCCGCUUUUGAGCAAGGAGGAGAUGGGGGACAUUGGGGGUAGCUUGGGGCCAGAAGGCACCAGUACAGACUCUAACUCUGACAUUGACCACACUCAGGCCACUGUGCCCCUGGAGCCUAGACCUUUGAGACGAGAGUCAGAAAUAUGACUGUAUGACCUUUGGAAAAAAAUUGAAAAGAAAUAUGUUCAAAGGCACAUUGAGCUGAACUGGACCCAAAAACAAAAACAGAUUUCGGCCAACGGUACUGCUGAGUGGCUUAGAUUGAGGACUUGAACUGGGAAUGGAAAGACACACAGACAGAAAGUUACAAGGCUCAUGUGAUGAAUAUGAACAAAGCUGUUCUGUAAGACAGCAAACUUGUAUUUAUUUGUAUACAAAAGGAAAUGAUUAUACUUCUGUGUGUGACUAAGGGGAGUGGUUGAUGUAAGGAUAAGGUUUUUACAAAACUUGAAAAAGGCAGGCAUGUGUCUUUGGUUAUCUGUCGAGCCUAAUUUAAAGCAGGACAAGACGGGUCGAGUAGCAUGACACCAAGUAUAUCUGCCUUACUCUUUUAAUGCUGCUAUUAAAAUGAAACAAAACCUAUAAAAAAUACAUAUAUUAAGAACUUUACAUAGUGAAGACGGAUAGAUAAUUUGUCUGCAAAUAUGUGAAAAGUAAAUUAUAAAACCGCUGUUGAAUGGGAAUUAGUGGAUUGAAAGCUACUCAUACCAAAGAUAUUGCAUGAUUUGCACAUGGUAUUGAUGGAGUACAAAGGGGUUCAUUGGCACCAGGUUAGAGCACUUACUGCACGCUUUGUUUUUAGGUCAGAUUUCUGUUGUACUAAGUUAGUGUAAGACCUUUAGGGAUUCUUUUUUAAAGAAGGCUGAGUACUUUCUUCCACACUCUGAAAGGGACCUCUAGGUCUUACACCUGUUCCGUCCCGUCAGCUGACUCCUGCUGAGGGCUGGAGUAUUUGUGGGGUUAAUGAAGGGCCACGUGUCUAGAAAAGCUGAGUGCAUAACUUCUCCCUAGAGACACGACCUGGUAUGUUGCGAGAAAAAAAAAACACUGCCAGAGCAUUAAAAUGUAUUUGUAUUAUUAUUAGUAUUAAUAUUAUUGUUAUUGCUAUUAAUAUUAUUAGUAGUAGUAUUAUUUGGCCACGAAUUAGGACAGUAUAGCACACGGAUAUAGCAGAGCUAUAGUAUGGUGUUGUUGAAUGCCGCGAUAUACAAUAACAAUAAUUGCUACUAUUUCUAUUGAAUCCAGGCUUACAUCUAGUUUUAGAAAUCUUCCCGCCAAGUUUCCUCUGGCAGUGAGCUGGUCUCUUGCCACAGAGGUGCGCUUGGUUGCUUAGGAACAGGGAGAUUGACAGUCCCAUUUGUAUUAAUCUCGGGGGGGGGGGGGGCUUGUGCAGCUCCAGGCUUUGAAUACAUGGUAGGCCACAAAGCAAUACACAGUUCAGAGUAGGAGGGGCAAACAUAUACAAGAGUGUAUGCUACUGAAACCCAUCUUUUUCUAGUCUCUAAGUGUAGCAUCUUUUUGCAACAUGAGCCUCCAACCCAGUCUCAGACCCUCUCCAAAUAAAACAGCAGAAUGCUGCAAACACAAGCAGCGUUUUGUAAUAUUAUAGCCUGCCUGGCCGAGUUGGUUGGCUGGGUGCCUCUUUUAGAAGAGGAUCGCACUAGUGGCAUUACAGAGGACUGUCUCAACUGGGUAGAAGUAAUAAUGAGAGUGUGUCUGCGUCUGGGCAACAAAACGAAGCCGGGAAGCAGAUCUAGGGAAUUGAUCAGGAGAACUUGAAUUCAGCUUUCUCGAGAAAGUGAAUGUUAAAAAGUGCUGCUACGUUGUAUAUUGUUAGGAUAACAAAUGAUUAAAGCCAAAGAGUAUUCAUUGUCUCAGACAUAACAUUUUAUUUAAAAAAAAAAAAGAAAGAAAACUAACACAAAUAAUAGAAACAAACUAAAAUAUUAGGAAACUUUUUCUAUGUUUUGUUGGGAAAAUGCAAAACUAACUAGAAUAAAAAAACACUAUGUUUGUCAAAUGAUGUACGUGUUUAAAGUUGAUCAAAUAUUUUCAUAUUUAUAGCCAAAUGUAAAGGAUUUCUGUAAGAUGUAAAUGGUAAAGGUAAAGGGUAGUGCUCUAUUGCUGCAGGUUAGCACAUUUAUUACCUGUUCAUGUCAAACCUUAUAGGUUCCCUAGAGCUUUAUUUAUUAUUUAAGCAUGAUAUUUUUACAAUUAAAGCCAUUUUUUUGGAACAGCCUUGUCAAAAGAGCAGUUAAUCGCAAUGCAAACCCCCACACAAAGUGCAUUGCAUGUCUGCCUGUCCUUUGUCUUUGCUUGUGACAGGGUGUAAGCAUUUACUGGCUUGCAAAAGGCAUUGUUUUAAAAUGUAUUUACAAUACGAUGCUGGCUGAUGGCGUGGCAUGUAUCAUUAUUAUGAUCAUUUGAGAUUUUAUUAUAACAUGCAUUCCAAAACCCAAUUCAAGAAUAUGUGCCCUAGUGACUGCACACUAAUCAAUCUUGUGCUUUUGUUGGGUAGUCUUUCCACACAAAUCCAGCUUCAGCCAAUGCUCCAAGCCAGAAAGUAUGUUGUAUGUUGUAAUAUAUAGUUUGUAUAAAACAACAGUGGGGAUGGCUUCAUAUUAGGAAACACAUCUUACAUGCAUACUGUAUGUGAUAUGUAUUGGGUUUCCAUAUGCUUCAGCUAAGGACAACUAUACAAGUUGGUAAAAUCAAGCUGUUUACAUUUCCCUGUCUCUCCAGCGUAAGGACAAAGGAUUGCCUAGUAUUUCCUUUAGGUUUUUGUGGAAGAUGACAAGGUUGAAAGCCAAAAGUAUUGUAAUGUAUUUUCUAAGUGGCUUCUGCCAGCCAUAGUUUCCAUACGGUUGCUUUUCUUUGUGAUUCUCUUGAUUUGCAGCCUCAGCAGCACUGCAUCGCUUCCCUUUUUCCUGUAGAAAUCGCCUUUCAUUUGCAGCCUUCUGAAUCAGAGUCUUCCUAUUUCACUGCAAAUUCCCUGGAGUGUACAGAUUUGUUUAUAUUAAUAUUAUUGUUAUUAUUAUUGCUGUUGUUGUU
This is a messenger RNA of Polyodon spathula (Mississippi paddlefish), 4565 nucleotides long. RefSeq names its product inward rectifier potassium channel 2-like. Gene Ontology annotation, biological process: potassium ion import across plasma membrane; regulation of monoatomic ion transmembrane transport. Lineage: Eukaryota; Metazoa; Chordata; Actinopteri; Acipenseriformes; Polyodontidae. Bases 378 to 1661 code for a protein of 427 amino acids. Gene Ontology annotation, molecular function: inward rectifier potassium channel activity. The record is from RefSeq and is a predicted model, not a curated record. Gene Ontology annotation, cellular component: plasma membrane. The transcript has 2 exons.